Papaver somniferum (opium poppy) is the source of this 1298-nucleotide messenger RNA. RefSeq names its product protein FRA10AC1-like. Gene Ontology annotation, molecular function: phosphatase activity. The transcript has 12 exons. The record is from RefSeq and is a predicted model, not a curated record. The coding region runs from base 248 to 1084 and encodes 278 amino acids. Lineage: Eukaryota; Viridiplantae; Streptophyta; Magnoliopsida; Ranunculales; Papaveraceae. Gene Ontology annotation, biological process: dephosphorylation.
UGGGAGUGUUGUUCACAUGCUCUUCCUCUUCCGUGUUACCCGCUUCUUAAAAAUAAAAUAAAAAUCAUUCGCCUUCGCUAAGAAAAAAAAUGUUUAUAUACCUGCAGGAAGUAGGAAUUUUUCAGAAAACCUAGAAAAAGGAAACUGCAGAUGGUAUCUGGUGAAACUUGUUUUCCUCUUCAAUAGACCAGUAAAUUAUAAAUAUUAGGGUUUUAGGGUUUCUAUCAUCCCUUUCUGUUAAGGAACAAUGACCUCAUUUGGCUCUCUUAGAUCGGCGGUAUUCGAUAAAGAAGAACGAAAACAACAAUAUCAAUCUCAUAUUCGAGGACUUAAUGCAUUCGAUCGUCAUAAGAAGUUCUUGAAGGAUUAUGUUGAUUUCUACGGUACUGGAAGAAAAGUAGACAUUGUUUUGCCUUCUAAAACUGAUCAAGAUACUCUUAGAGAAGGUCACAGGUUCAUCCGCUCCGAGGAAGAUGACAUGGACAGCUCAUGGGAACAAAGGCUGGUCAAACGUUACUAUGACAAGCUUUUUAAAGAAUACUGCAUUGCUGAUAUGUCACAAUACAAGAAGGGAAAGGUUGGUUUAAGAUGGAGGACAGAAAAGGAGGUUUUAUCUGGGAAAGGGCAGUUCAUCUGUGGCAAUAAACAUUGCGAUGUGAAGGACAGCUUAGCAAGUUAUGAGGUUAACUUCUCAUAUGUUGAAACUGGAGAAAAUAAACAGGCUCUCGUGAAACUGGUUGCUUGCGAGAGAUGUGCAGAGAAGCUUGUAUACAGAAAGCGCAAAGAAAAAGAGCUCUUAGAACAAAUUAAGAGUCGCAAGAAGAAGAGGAGACCAAGUGAAAGUGGUAGUGAUACUGAUGAUGAGCAUGAGAAUACCAAGCACCACAAGGAUAAAGGGCAACUAGGUGAAGAGAGACACAGAAAGAAGAGGGGAAGAACUGAAAGUGAUAGUGAGACGGAUGAUGAGUAUGACAGGAGCCACAGGAAAAGCAGAAAAGGGAAGAAGUCCACAACUUCAACCGCUGACGAAAAGGUUGAUGAUCAGGAGAACUUCAACGAGUAUCUCGAGGGCAUGUUUCCAUGAUCAUCUCAGCUGGGUGAAAUAUUUCCUCUCUAAUGCAUCAAUAUGGUUGUGGCCAACUCUUUCCUAUAAUGGGUACCACCCAUUUUCCUCCAUGUAUAACCAAACGUUUGCAUAGAACAUUUGGUUCUUUCCCUGUCCAUAAGAAUAUUUUUUUCCAGCUCUGAUUUUAGACAAUGAUAUCAUAAGUAUAGUUCAACUGCUUUCCUUUUGAACA